AUGAAUAAAGUUGUGGAUGCUUUAGGUUCAGUUUGCAAAGAAACGACCGAAAAAGUCAAUAAACUAAUUACAAAUUCUCGUUCAUUCAUGAGCACUUUUCAGAGCUCAUUUGAGUCAAACACUGUGAAGGCAACUGAAGUAAUUUCCAGUCUUAGAUCCACUCUUCGCAUAGAGAAGGCAAAGCUCGAAGAAGUUCACAUUGGCCUCCAAGUUGACACCUCUGAGCUCAACACCUCCAUUUCAUCAAAAAUUCAAAAGCUUCAAGAUGACUUGGCCACAGAAAUCAACAUAAUGGAUGCUCUUGUAGUGAAGACAAAAAAAGUAAAAGUGUUUACUAUCAAGCUUGAGAAUGUUGAGAAGCAGAUGAAUGAACUCUUGUCCAAAAGGGCUGUAGUAAAGAGUUGUGUGGCAGACGUGAACACCUUGCUAUCUGACAUAAUCGAGACUCGUGACUCUAUGAUCACGACUACUGUCAAAAAGCAUUUGGCUAAAAAGCUUCGCCUAGUGUUCGCUAUGCUCAACCAGUUGGAAGGUGUUUCGGAGUCGAGCUCCAUUCUGAAACAAAGGGGAGAAAAUGUGAAGCAAUCUAAGAAGGAAAACCACAAGUCAACAGUGAAGACAAAGAAAGAUAACGAACCGAAGGAUAAUAUGUUCGGAAGAGCAAAGACUAAUGCAUCUCUGGUGGCUAAUAUGUCGUCGGUUGCCCCCACUGCCAACACAAUAGAAAGAACUUUUUCAUUCUCCUCUAUUAAUAAGGAAGCUGAAGAAGAAGAAGAAAUAUUUAGAUUUCAAAAGGAAUGGGCAAUACUCGAUGAGACUAGAAAAGAAAUCAAUAGCCCAACAGAACAUAUGUCAGGCCAAGGAACUAAUUUACUUGAUCAGAAUGAUGACCCCUCUCAGACGAUUUCAUCAUCGGCCCAAACAGAAGAUAUUGAGGGAGGUGGCAGCCCAGAACAAAGCAACACCACACAAGCUCGGGACACUGUGAUUGCUUUGAUCGAGGAACUUAUAACAACUGCAAAUGAAGAAGCUGGGAAUUCUGGAGUGGGCAUUGGGACAAGUGCUAAUUUAUCCCCUGGUUUUCACCAUUCUGGAGGUACCUUUCAGAAUGAUGGGUACUUUGAAGGUCAAUUCACUUCCAUCUCUGAAGAAGAUGAUGUCCAAAACAAACCAGAGUCUUCACAUCUCAGAAUCAUUGAAGCUGCUGAUAAAAUCGUAUUCUCUGUUCUUGAUAUUGCAUCUGAUAGGGAACCAAAAGUGAGGGGAAAUUUGGAUAAAGUGCAACAUGAACUACAGAAGGCGAAAUUAAUGCUUAAUGAAACAUUUACGACUUUGCUACUUGAACCUGCACUUUCAACAGUUCCUUUGUUCCCAUGGCAGCUGGCUGCUCAAAAUGGCAGUGCAAGUUCUACAGCUAGCACUCCAAUCCAAGCAUGGGUACAAGGAGCCAACAACAACAACAACACAUCUGAUGGUUCUCCUAACAGCAACAACAACAAUAACACUAACACGACUCCCAAUCCCAUAACAUAA
This is a messenger RNA of Lactuca sativa (garden lettuce), 1533 nucleotides long. The record is from RefSeq and is a predicted model, not a curated record. Lineage: Eukaryota; Viridiplantae; Streptophyta; Magnoliopsida; Asterales; Asteraceae.